Penicillium macrosclerotiorum is the source of this 759-nucleotide messenger RNA. RefSeq names its product putative zinc knuckle nucleic acid binding protein (gene gisB). Gene Ontology annotation, cellular component: cytoplasm. The record is from RefSeq and is a predicted model, not a curated record. Gene Ontology annotation, molecular function: mRNA binding; zinc ion binding; translation regulator activity. Gene Ontology annotation, biological process: positive regulation of cytoplasmic translation. The transcript has 6 exons. Lineage: Eukaryota; Fungi; Ascomycota; Eurotiomycetes; Eurotiales; Aspergillaceae. The coding region runs from base 1 to 759 and encodes 252 amino acids.
AUGAUGCUGUCUCGUCGUGCAUGCUACAAGUGUGGCAACAUUGGCCACUAUGCGGAGGUCUGCUCUUCCUCGGAGCGUCUGUGCUAUAACUGCAAGCAGCCUGGUCAUGAGUCGAGCAGCUGCCCCCGUCCCCGCACCACUGAGACUAAGCAGUGCUACAACUGCCAGGGCCUCGGUCAUGUCCAGGCUGACUGCCCGACCCUCCGCCUGAACGGCGCCAAUGGCCGUUGUUACAACUGCAGCCAGCCCGGUCACCUUGCUCGCAACUGCACCAACCCCGCUGCUCCUGGCGCUGGCCGUCCCACCGGUCCCCGGGGUGGCUUCCAGGGCUUCCGGGGUAACUUCGGUGGCUACCCUCGCGCUGCCACUUGCUACAAGUGCGGUGGUCCUAACCACUUCGCCCGUGAUUGCCAGGCUCAGGCCAUGAAGUGCUACGCCUGCGGCAAGCUGGGUCACAUCUCUCGUGACUGCACCGCUCCCAACGGUGGCCCGCUCAGCUCCACUGGCAAGGUCUGCUACAAGUGUGCCCAGGCUGGCCACAUCUCCCGCGACUGCCCGACCAACGCCGAUGCUACUGCCGCCGCCGUUGCUGCCGUUGCCAACGCCCCUGCUGUGGAUGCUGCGGCUGUGACCCCCACGGCCCCCGCUGCUGUCCCCGCUGCUGCCCCUGCUGCUGCCCCUGUUGCGGCUGUUGCCGUCGAGGCCAGCACUGAGGCUGCCCCCGUCCCGACUGCGGCUCCGACUACCGCCGUCGCCUAA